Molecule: messenger RNA, 2943 nt
Organism: Darwinula stevensoni
Lineage: Eukaryota; Metazoa; Arthropoda; Ostracoda; Podocopida; Darwinulidae
Source: the annotation of a GenBank genome assembly
AUGUACGCCCUGUGCCUGACGGACUAUCCGAGGAUCGAGAACGCGGAGGAAUCCGUAGACGGAUGGAGGUAUCCUGCCCCACCGGGGGGAAAAGUGAUAUUCACCUGCAGGCACCCGAGAGGGUUUAGCAAUGGGUUCAAAGAGCACAAGGCAAAAUGUUCAUCCGUGACUGCUGAUGCCUGGUGCACAACUUUCACUCAGAGCGAAAAAUAUCUCUGUCCUCAUCCACUGUCGUGCGUGACCGAACACCCUAAGAUAGAGAACGUGAGCUGGACCUAUGACAGAUGGGACGGGAAAUACCCAGCACCUCCUGGUGCCACCAUCAUCUAUACCUGUCACCAAAACUCAAGGUUCACGGAUGGAUCACUGAAACAUAAUGCCACCUGCUCCUUCCUACCUGAUGACGCUUGGGACACCUCCUUUCACGGAAAUAAUGUUCGAUGCCGAGAUGAGAUAGUUUAUCCCGAAUGCCAACUGACGGAGAUGGGGAAAGAAUACGUAGGCACCGUAAACGUGACCAAGAGUGGAAGUGUCUGCCUGAGAUGGGAUUCCCCUACCGUGGAAUCGUCGUUCCGGAAAGUCGGAGAAGGAUUCGAUCCAAAUAUGUUCUACGAUGAGCAUUUUCUGUACCAGGACUCGUCCUUGCAUAAGAACUUCUGCCGGAACCCGACUUUGAACACGGGACCCUGGUGUUUCAUCGAGAGGGGUGGCUUGACAUGGGAGACGUGCUCGAUUCCAUUCUGUGAUGACCGGAGAGCACCAGAAUGCAAGGUGACACAGAUGGGAGCGGAAUACAUUGGUGCAAGGAACAGGACACUUUCAGGUUCUCCAUGUUUGUCAUGGUUAUCUAUGAACAGCGUGAAGGAGGGGGCAUUAUUUGCAAAGUGGAAACAGACAUUCCCUGAUUCCAUCACGACUGACCACAACUACUGUCGAAAUCCGGAUGGGAAAAUGGGUGGUCCCUGGUGCACAGUUUCGGAUGCCGAAAGUUCAGAGGAGUCAUGGGGAUACUGCGAUGUGCGGGUUUGUGAAAUGGAGAAAAAGGAGACAACAUGCGAGAUGGAAGGUAGUUGCCAGCCGAAACCCAUGGAGUGCAAACUGACGAAUGUUGGAGACGAAUAUAUCGGUGUUAUGAAUGUGGUGGCAAAUGUUGAGAUCGGCCCGAAGAAGUGCCAAUCAUGGUUGAGUCAGGCAACCGACGAAGAUGUCACAAUGCCGAGUCUGGAGACAUUCCCUGACCCAGCCAUAGACAGUGGUCACAACUACUGUCGUAAUCCGAACCGAGAUCCCAAUGGUCCAUGGUGCUACACAGAAUAUGCUACUGGCAGUGGGCGGCAAUAUUGCGAAGUCCCUUUUUGUUUCGAAGCAUAUGAACGUUCUGCUGUCGACGGUAACCCAGCGAAAGAAUACCCAGAAUGUCUCCAAACGGAAAUUGGGAAGGAAUACGUGGGGACGGUGAGGAAGACGAGGACCGGGAAGUCUUGUCUCAAGUGGAGUUCCAUGAAUUCGUCUUUCGAAUUCUUUAGAGACCUCCUGGACUUUGAUCGGAAAAUUGCUUAUGAUGGUCAUUUCCGAUUUGGGAAGGCUGCAUUACAUCAGGACUUCUGCAGGAACCCGACUUUGAAGGAGCGACCAUGGUGUUUCGUGAAUAUUUCGGGAGAAUGGGAUUAUUGCGACAUCCCCUACUGCCCCACCUACUCAAACAAGACGGAAUGCAGAUGGACACAGGAGGGAGAGGAAUACGCGGGAACUCGCAAUGUGACGUUUUCCGGGAGUAUAUGCCUGUCGUGGAGUGCCUCCAAAUUAUAUAAACGUUAUUGGCCAAGAUUCCCAGAGGACGUGAAGAAAAUCAAUCACAACUUCUGUCGCAAUCCAAAUGGCACAACGACGUCAGGCGGACUCCUCAAGUACUACGCCGUCCAUCCAGGUCAAAGGUAUGGAAAUGCAUCAAGGGUAGUUUCGACUCGGCACAUGGGACAGUGCAAUGUCUUGUGCACGAGUCAAAUACCGAUUCCCUGCAAUGCCUACAACUAUCGAAGUUCCGAUGGAUCAUGUGAGCUGAUCAUGAACGACAAGAGCUCGCUCGUCCCCUCCCAGGGGUAUCAGGCUUACGUCCAAAAGUUUUGCUUGACGGAGUACCCCAGAGUGGACAAUGCAAUGCCGACAUACAAGGGAUGGGAUGGGAAAUACCCGGCAUCCAGUGGGGCUUACGUGAUACUUACCUGCGACCAAGGCUUCACAGAUGGGAAGACGGAACAUAGGGCCACCUGUUCGGACCUUCCUGAUUCUUGGUGCACUUCGUUCCUCCUUGGUGAAUACCCCGAAUGUCGGAAAACUGAGAAGGGAAAGGAAUAUAUCGGGACAAUGAAGAAGACCGAGACGGGAAAGGACUGUCUCCGGUGGGAUUCCAAGCCUUAUGGGAAACCGAAGGACUUCUCCAUCGCAAUGCUCUAUGAAGAGCACUUCCUUAACGAGGAUGUGGAAUCAGCUGAGAACUACUGCAGGAAUCCAGCCCUGAGGGAAAAGCCUUGGUGUUUCGUCUCGGACCCAAACAUAACAUGGGAAUUCUGUGACAUUCCGAAGUGCAUGAACUUGGUUCCCUUGGAGUGCAAACUGUCUCAAAAGGGAGCGGAGUACAUGGGGAUAAAAAGCAGGACUCUUUUGGGUAUGCCAUGCAUGCCCUGGUUGGAACUUCCACUGUCGCUUCAAUAUCGACGGUGGUGCCUAAGGCUCCCUGCAUUCUCGGAUGAGGUGAACGAGGAGCACAAUUAUUGUAGAAAUCCCGGGGGUCGUCCUGCUGGUCCUUGGUGUUACUUUGGAGAUGGGGUUGACGAUUGGGGAUACUGCGACGUCCCGUUUUGUCCUCAACUGGAAAAAAAAGCCGCGGCUUGCGACCGCUACGCUGGCCAUCUAAUAGGUGGAAAUUUGAACCGUCUAUUGUGA